Messenger RNA from Blepharisma stoltei, 2096 nucleotides. The record is from the annotation of a GenBank genome assembly. NCBI's taxonomy places the organism in Eukaryota, Ciliophora, Heterotrichea, Heterotrichida, Blepharismidae.
AUGAAUAAGUAUGAAGUCAUAGGUGUGGUCGGCGAAGGUAAUUUCCUAUCCAGGUGCUUACGGAGUUGUUCUAAAAUGCAAAAACAAAGAAUCAGGUGAAAUUGUUGCAAUAAAAAAAUUCAAAGAUUCUGAAGAAGAUGAAACAAUCCGCAAAACCACCAUUAGGGAAGUAAAAAUCCUGCGAAUGCUAAAGCAUGAAAACAUUGUGCAGCUUAAAGAAGCGUUCAGAAGAAAAGGCAAGCUAUAUUUGGUCUUUGAAUAUGUUGAUAAAAAUCUUCUUGAAAUUUUAGAAGAAAAUAAUAGUGGUUUAGACGUAAAUUUUACAUAGGUCGAAAAAAUCAGGUCUUAUAUAAUCUAUUUCGUAAAAAAAUAUUUUGAUAGAAAAAUAGAUAACAAUUUAGCACAAUUUUAAUAAAAAGCAUAUAUCAACUAUGCAAAUCUAUUGAUUAUUGCCACAAACAAGAUAUUAUUCAUAGAGACAUCAAGCCAGAAAACCUCCUCAUUUCUAUGUAAAAAUUAUUUAGUUCCCAUACAUUGAAAUUAUGUGAUUUUGGAUUUGCAAGAACUGCUCCACAGAAAGGAGGAGCUUUAACUGAUUAUGUAGCAACAAGGUGGUAUAGAUCUCCUGAGCUGCUAUUAGGAGGACAUGAAUAUGGAAGAGAAGUAGAUAUGUGAGCGAUUGGAUGCAUUAUGGGAGAACUUACAGAUGGUCAGCCACUAUUUCCAGGUGAAAACGAGAUUGAUCAGCUUUAUUUGAUUCAAAAAAUGAUAGGAAGUUUGACACCAGAGCAGCAAGAAUCUUUUCAGAAAAAUCCGAGGUUUAUAGGGCUGAAAUUUCCUGAGAUUUCAAAGGUGGAAACUUUGGAGAAAAGAUACUUACUCCUUAUUUUUUUUUAAAAAUAAAUAUGCUUCUAUAAGAAAUUAUUAAAAAAAACAAAUUUAUAAGGCAAGUUAGGAAAACUCAACAAAGUAGCAUUAAAUUUUAUGAACUCUCUAUUACAGAUGGACCCAAACAAAAGAAUGAAUUCUUCUGAAGCUCUCCUGCACCCAUUUUUCAACGGAAUUCGAGAAGAAUCUGAAGCUCGGCCUAUGACUUCACUAGUAUCUCAAAGUGAGCUUGGCAAAUUUCGUGGAAGGUCAGGCCUUGGUUUAUAUCAGCCUCACAUUUUUGUAAACCAGCUAACAGGCUCUUCAUUUACAUCAAAAAUAAAAAACCGCCAAAUUCUCCCUUCAAGCACCCCUACAGAUGCCAAAAAGACUAUAAAAAUCAAAGAAGACCAGUCCGCAUCUCCCCCUCCUCUUCACAAAGAGCCUUACCAUUCAGGCUCAGUUCACCCUACAGAUAACAAAGGUGACUUAAAAUCCAUCAGAAAUAUUCAAACCCGUGACAAUCAGCGCUCAAAAACAAGGGCAAGCCCUUUUAUGUCAGAUCCUAAUGAAUUUGAUACCCCUGGAGUUAUAUAUCAAAACGAAUUUGAACUAAAAAUAGAAAGGCAAAAAAGCAAAGAAGGGAUCAGGGUGUUUGGUGAGAGAAGAAAUAAAAAAAAAAGCGAAGAAGUGAUGUUUAAUAUUUAUGAAGAAGAAGACCAAAAAUUAACGCCAAGGGUGAAAAAUAAUCCUGCCAAAAAGAAACAAGCGGUAAAGCCACUUUAUUCGUAUGAAAUUUCUCAUGAUAAUUCGAUACAAAGAGGACAAAGCAGAGGGGUUUUUAGCAGGGGAGCUGCUGUUCCUAAGCCGCAGCAGAUUUAUCAAGAGUUUUCACAUCAGGAUAAUGAUUCAGGGGAUUUUUCUAACCAUCAGUCUGCAAGACAGCUUCCAAAUAUUUAUACAAGCCACCAGUUUGUUGAUUUUUUGAAAAGACCAGCUGAAAAAAUCCAAAAAAAUAAUGCUAGAGAAGAAGACCCUGAUCUGGGGGGUGGCCCACAAUUUUAUGGAAAUUAUCAAGGAUAUGAAGAAACUUACCAUUUUACCAAGCAAAAUAAAGGUUUUGGAUUCGACUAUUCUUUUUUAUAACGAUAAGGAAAAAAAUCACUCAUAAAAUCAUUUGUGGGGUAUUUAAUUUAAAACAGCCAUAUAAUACAAGAGGAAUCAGAUAA